UCAGAUCAGUGUGGACACCGAUUUCUCUCCCGUUCGGAUCACUCAAGCUGGCUGUCACACGGAGUGAGCGCUACAGCUCCAAGUGAACAUUGUGAUCCGGUGUCACCCAUAGUCAACACGUAGCCCACGUCUCAGAUCCUUGGAGAGGAGAGAGGGGCGAGCAAAGCGCAGUGGACAUGCGGUAUGACCAGAUGACCCGCCGCGCCGUGACGCUCUCCAGGUGUGUGUAGACCGGGCUCUGUUGAAUAAUAUGAAGCGCCAUGGCGUGGUGUGACCGUGGGGUUCAGACACUGCUGGCUACCGUGGGGGCUUUCGCCGCUUUCAGCCUCAUGACCAUAGCCAUCGGGACGGACUACUGGCUGUACUCACGGGCAUACAUAUGCAACGCAACCAAUGCCAGUACGGAUGACACCCAGUCACAACCCAAGAAGGCAAGGGGAGAUCUUACGCACUCUGGGCUGUGGAGAAUAUGUUGUAUUGAAGGGAUUAACGUAGGGAGCUGUUACCGUAUCAACCACUUCCCAGAUGAUAACGACUAUGACACAGACAGCUCAGAAUACCUCCUGCGUAUUGUGCGGGCGUCCAGUGUGUUUCCUAUCCUCAGCACCUGUCUGUUGAUGCUGGGGGGGCUGUGUUUGGCCGUGGGACGUAUCUAUAGCAACAGGAACAGCAUCCUGCUUAGUGCCGGCAUCCUGUUCGUAGCCGCAGGCCUGAGUAACAUCAUUGGCAUCAUUGUCUACAUCUCUAGCAACGCCGGCGACCCCAGUGACAAGCGGGAUGAGGACAAGAAGAACACCUACAGCUACGGCUGGUCCUUCUACUUCGGAGCUCUGUCCUUCAUUGUGGCCGAGAUGGUGGCCGUCCUGGCUGUCAACAUCUACAUCGAGAAGAACAAGGAGGUCCGUUUCCACGCUCACCGCGACUUCAUCCGCUCCAUGUCCUCCUCCUCACCCUACUCACGCAUACCCAGUUACCGCUUCCGCCGGCGGACGCCCCACUCCAGCUCCCGCUCCUCUGACGCUUCGCAGGAGCACUCGCCGGCGAGGCUGAAGGGUGGGACCUCAGCAACGGGGCCGUUGGGAGAAUUGACCAUGUACACGUUGACCCGUGAGGGGGGUCUGAAAGGGGGCGUGACGGAGAACGCAUACAGCCCCGAGCACGGCUCAGGCGAUUUCCUGCAGUUGCACAACUGCUUCCCCAAUGACCUGAAGGACGGGGUCAACCGGCGCACCACGCCAGUGUGAGAAGAGCUUUAGACGGGCCGGUGGAGUGAGGAGGCCCCCCUGAUGUGGAUGGAGGAUGGAGGUGGGCCUUUGGGGAUAGGGGACCCCAUGGUAGCCUGUCACACUGGAGAAUCAGAGUCAGAGUCCGUAGUUCCAGGGAAAGACGGAGCCAGUGAAAAGACAAAGCCCCUCCUCAGUGAAAAACAACAUGAGGACGAGGACUGAGGACAUGGACAGAGAUAUAAGGUUAGAAAAUGUUGCCCGUGACAUGGUUUCUAAGGGUCACUGGACAUAAAGAGUGCUUGCUUCUUUCCUGGUGUUCCUUUGUGCUUUUUGACUGCAACAGACUAGUCACCAUCAUUGUUUGUGUCGUACACUACAUACAAGAAAACCAUUCCCUUUAAAAUGUGUCCUUGAACCGCGUAAAAGAGAAGAGAGUGGAAUGUUGAUGGAUUUUUAUUGCCAAUGUGUGUUGGGAAACUGUUGAGUGAAUUGUUCAAUGUACAACAUUUCACACUAUUUUACCUGCUUUAGGUAUCGAACGUAGUUCAGCUAAAUGUAUUGUCCAACCUGAAGCCCUCUGUCACCUUUGCAUGCUACUGUAUAGCCUACUGGAGUAGAGCUCUGUGUCUCUGUGUUAUCUGUUAGUAGCUACUGUGUGUCACUGUCAGUUUAAUAGAGAAAUAAGGAUUGAGGAUUGAGUUCUCAACAAAGCCAUUCUUUUGUAUCUGGGAAAAACUAAAGGGACAUGACUGACCAGCGAACCCAUGUUAAACUUAAUUGGUUGUAGUUAGGGUAAGGGGUUAGGUUAGAGGUUUGGUUAAGGUGAGGGUUAAGGUUAGGGGUUAGAGUUAUGUUAUAUCAUGCCCCUUUUUUUCCUGCAACCAUAGUCAUUUAAUUCUAGACACUUCUAUUGUUAAAUGACCAUCUGUUAUAAAAAUAAAAAAACACAUCCAAACAACUGCUAAUUUCCGGAUUAAGAAUGUGUUGUUGUACAUUUUCAAGUUUAGAAGGGAAAUAGCACCUUUGAAUGUGCAUACACUGAAUGUACAAAACUUUAAGAACACCUGCUCUUUCCAUGACAUAGACUGACCAGGUGAAUCCAGGUGAAAGAUAUGAUCCUUUAUUGAUGUCACCUGUUAAAUCUACUUCAAUCAGUGUAGAUGAAGGGGGGAGGCAGGUUAAAGAAUGAUUUUUAUACCUUGAGACAAAUGAGACAUGGAUUGUGUAUGUGUGCCACUCAGAGGGGGAAUGUGCAAGACAAAAGUGUCUUUGAUGGUAGUAGGUGCCAGGCACACCGGUUUGUGUCAAGAACUGCAAUGCUGCUGGGUUUUUCAUGCUCAACAGUUUCCAGUGUGUAUCAAGAAUGGUCCACCAGCCAGGCAACUUGACACCUGUGGGAAGCAUUGGAGUCAACAUGAGCCAGCAUCCCUGUGGAAUGCUUUCGACACCUUAUAGAGUCCAUGCCCUGACGAAUUGAGGCUGUUCAAAAGGACAAAAGGGGGUGGAGCUUGAUAUUAGGAAGGUGUUACUAAUAUUUGGUAAACUUAGUGUAUGUUUAAUUAUUUUUUAAAUUGAUACUGGAUUGAUGACAUUUCAUCCAUAACUGCUAAGUCUAACCAGCUGUCUUAAAACUUAUCUCUGAUACCCUUCAUCCUAUAGCAACCUCAAUUCAUCCCCAUCUCAUCUCAUGACAUCUCUGGGUCAAAGAUCAUUCCUACUGCUCAGUCCCCAUAGAGUCCAGUCCAAUAUGGCCGACCUGAUGAUGUCAGUGGAACACCUAUGGACAUUCUGCAAUCUUUAUUUAUUUCUAUGUCAGUCCCCUUCCUUCAGUGUUCUAAUCAAAAACCCUACUGAGAUUUGACAUUGUGGGGGCACUGGUCACAGCAAAAGAGCAGCUAACAAAAGCCGACUCGCCCAGGAAUUGAGAGAGCACAGGACGUCUUUCAUCUUUUCAACAGCCAGGCAGCUGGUUGGAUAAGGAUCGAGGACCAACAGAGAAUGAAUUGGCUGAAAGUCUGUCUGUCUGCCUGCCUACCUGUCUUUCUGCUCUCUGUCUGGGUAGAUGUUUUCUAGAUCUCCACCAUCCAGUGCAGAACAGAGAAGUUGAUCUGAAGGUUGGGAGAAAAGAAAGUGAGCCAUCUCUCGAGAGGCCUUGUGACAAUCCACAUCUGUAACCUGGAGCUCCAGUCAUACAUGGCAUCAUUGUCCUCCAAACUUCUCUUCCAUUUUGAUUUCUCAGGAAAUAUUCCAUUAUAGUUUCUACAGUUCAACCCCUUGAGGUUUGGAGAUUCAAGGAUUCACUGCUUUAUUGCCAUUGUUGUGAGGAAGAGAACUGGACUAUGGGCGGGGGAUUUCAAAGUGGAUGUUUGUCCCUGAGGGGCCACCGUAAACAGGAAAUGCUGAUAUCAUUGUGGCACCAUUGAGAGUAGUUCUAACUCUGUUCUUACUCAUCUGUUACAGUUGGAAACAAACGUGUGGUGGUUUGAAAUGUGAAAAUGUAUAUACAAAAGUCAACACAAACCAUUUAUAGAGAGAGUAUUGCUGAAUUCACAUCACAUAUUUUAAUAGAAUAAUAUAUCAAACAAGAUGUGAUGAUGGAAAAAUACUUUGAUAGUUUGUUGCAUCGGUGAUGCUUUUUACUCAUGGAGGUGGAUACCAUUGUUCCUGUCUGGGAUACCAUUUAAUACACUGAUGUAACAGUCAAUGAGUGAAUGGGUGUGGAGUCAGGCCCAGAGAGCAAAGGAUUCGGGAAAAACACGCUUUAAUGUCCAAAAAUUAACAGGAACAAAAAUAGUAUACCCAAAACAGGUGUAACUAUAAAACAAAAUAGUCCCCUGAUGUGAAAUACUAGGACAGCGAGAAAACCCAACAAAAACCACUAACACCUCUCAGACAUACAGGAGAACAAGCCCGCACAAACAGAAGCGGGCUAAAUGAACUUAAAUAACCCCACCCUAACAACCAAACAAUAAACAGGUCAAACCAAUUAGACAAAACCAAACGAACACAGAACAAAGGAUCGGUGGCAGCUAGUAGACCGGCGACGACGACCGCCGAGCGCCACCCGAACAAGAAGGGGAGCCACCUUCGGUAAUAUUCGUGACAACUGAAAACACAUUCCUGUUUCUUUCUGUAGAGUGAUGAACGUAGAGGGAGAGGAACACAUCUUUUCUAUGACUCAACAGCUUUAAUGUGCUUUCAAUGUUCUAAACAGGACUACUAUUGAGCCUUGCUGUAAUAACAAUAAAACACACACACACACACACACACACACACACACACACACACACACACACACACACACACACACACACACACACACACACACACACACACACACACACACACACACACACACACACAUACACACACCUGUACUCUGUUCUCUAUAUUUCUUUCAGUCUCCAUCCAACAGUCAACAUAAAGUUGUUAAUAUGAAUGAGAAUAAAUAAAAUUGGGGUAAAACCUCUUGUUCAUUGGCUUGUGCAUGUUUUGUCUGUCGUUCUAUUGUGUGUCUGAUUCCCUUCAACUUCCCUAUUGUUUAUUCUCUUUCAGGCAAGACAAGUGUAAAACGUAUCACAUCUCAAAUCUAAUGCAUAGGCAUAAUAGCACAUACAAAGUGUCAGUAUUCAUGUAUUCAUUCUCUAUGUUUUAUUUAUUGGUUUCAAUAGAAGCUGCAAUUCAUGUUCAGCCUCGUUCUUUUUUCUAUCCACAGAUGAACUGUACAAUGUCAGGAACAUAAAACACCAAUCUUAACUGAGCAAGCAAUGCAGGUUUCAACAGGCUUUUACUAUUGAUCUGAGAGCUGUACCUUUUUAAAAGCACAAAUCAGAUUGAGAGUAGCACGCGCUCCAGCAGGUGUAUCUCACUGAUCAUCCCUAAAGCCAACACCUCAUUUGGCCGCCUUUCGUUCCAGUACUCUGCUGCC
Oncorhynchus kisutch (coho salmon) is the source of this 5154-nucleotide messenger RNA. RefSeq names its product calcium channel, voltage-dependent, gamma subunit 4b (gene cacng4b). Gene Ontology annotation, cellular component: voltage-gated calcium channel complex; AMPA glutamate receptor complex; postsynaptic density membrane. Lineage: Eukaryota; Metazoa; Chordata; Actinopteri; Salmoniformes; Salmonidae. Gene Ontology annotation, biological process: calcium ion transmembrane transport; positive regulation of synaptic transmission, glutamatergic; transmission of nerve impulse. The transcript is spliced from 4 exons. The record is from RefSeq and is a predicted model, not a curated record. Bases 261 to 1244 code for a protein of 327 amino acids. Gene Ontology annotation, molecular function: voltage-gated calcium channel activity; channel regulator activity.